Messenger RNA from Harpia harpyja (harpy eagle), 1900 nucleotides. It is a transcript of the gene TNFRSF17, whose product is annotated as TNF receptor superfamily member 17. The transcript is spliced from 6 exons. NCBI's taxonomy places the organism in Eukaryota, Metazoa, Chordata, Aves, Accipitriformes, Accipitridae. Gene Ontology annotation, molecular function: signaling receptor activity. Gene Ontology annotation, biological process: tumor necrosis factor-mediated signaling pathway. The record is from RefSeq and is a predicted model, not a curated record. Bases 1074 to 1577 code for a protein of 167 amino acids.
AGGGCUAAUAGUUUGUUUUUCCACUUACGAACAGCUGGUACUCAAAACAAAACCUAAGUGGAAUCAUGAUAAUUUUACUGGCAAAAUAUGUACUGGAAUGUAAAUGGUCAUGUUCUCUUGAGGUUUUAAAGCAUUAUAAAAGCUUUUCUUGUUUAAAUCUCUUUUGCAUCAAAAUGUUUAGCUCUUCACUUAAUAAAUAUUAAAAAGCUUUUCUUAUUGAGAACCACCCAUAUACAUCCAUCAUCACAUCAUGACUGACUUAAAUUAUAAAAGCACUGCUUAGAAAAGAGGAGGCUGGACCACCUCAGGGUUAAUAUGUCAGGACUGGGGUGCAGAGAAACUGUUUCCCCCCCAGUCAGGUUCUAUCCAUCCUUGCACUGCCUUCUAGCUGUUGUUAGACGCUUUGCUGAGUCAGCCUAUCUCACUAAAUUUAGCUACAGAACAAUCCACUUACUUUUUCCUCCUGGGUUACUGAGAUGAAUCAACUCUUAAGAGGUGUUUGACAAAUGCCAGAGCUGGUAUAAAGUAAGAAUGGGGAACAGGACUUCUUUUUUAGUGGGAGCAAGCUAUUCACAUAUUAAGCUACCUCAAGGUAGCUUCACCACUAGUUUGCAGCCUGUGAUAAGUCAAUCCUAUAGCAGUGAAAUGGAGAUCCUCAUUCAUAUGAUAUUAGGAAUAGUAUUGUGUACUUCAGUAAUAACUUUCAUCCAAGGUUCCCACAAGCACUUUACACCCUAGCAGAUGUACCAAUGAAGUACCAAUGUUUAGUUACGUGAACUGAAGCAGAAAAGAAAGAUAUACUUCACUAAAAGGCUUCAAGCAGUUAACAGCUCACCACCAACAGGUAGUCUGUGGAGAUGUAGCUCAGAACUAGAGAACAAAAAACACACUAUGUUUCAGCAUGAUGGCUUUUUCAAGAGCCAAGUCUAUCCUAAGCUUUGCUGGUGUUCCUGGAAGCAUAAUGACUCCCUGACAGGGAGAAGCUCAGAGCUGCUAUGUCCACUGUUGGGUUCCAUAACAUCUCUAGGCCAGAUCUCCUGCCUUAUACAUGUGUUCCAUAAUUACUGGCCCUGAUGGCACACUGCCCCAAAAAUGAAUACUUUGAUAAUUUGCUGCUCUCUUGUAAGCCUUGUCAUCUUCGAUGUUCUAGUACACCGCCGCCUGCAUGUGAAAACUACUGUAAUAAGAGUGCUGAUUCAAGUGGAGUUGUUUGGACUUGUUUGAUCUUAGGAGUAAUUUUAAUGUUCACCCUGUUCACCUUAAUGGUCUUGUUUAAAUGGAAGCACCUGAAGCAACUAAAACAAAACCUGAAAACCACAGACUCUUCUGUGGAGCCCAAUAACAUUCUCAAGGCUAAUACUGAAAGCAGUGUGAAUACAGAAGGAAUUAGACACUCACUUCAAAGUGAAACAUUAAUGUAUUCAGUGGAAGAAUGCACUUGCAGUGACUGUGGCUUGGUAAAACCUGAGACUGGCUGUGAAACUUCAUUUCCAUUACCAGCUACAGAAGAAGGAGCUACUGUUCUAGUUACCACAAAAUCUUUUGAUUAUUGCAACUAUAUUCUGGGUGCUGGGUGACUAUGAGAGAAGUAUGUUUUUACUGUAUAAUAAUAAAUGAGUUAUUCCAGUAUAGCUAUUAAUCUAAAUACUUGCAGUCAGUGGAGAAGGCUAGUACGUCCUUAUAGAUCUUACAUUGUGCUUUCAUUAAUAUUGUCAUAUUAUUUCUAAUUCUGGUAUCUCUUUGGUCAAGUAUUUCUACAUUAUUCUCAGGUACUGGACUAGUUAUUGGAAUUCUUAAUUUCUGAAAGUCCCUAUGUAGGAUGGCUUUUUCUGCCUUUAGAGAUUGUAUCUAUUUAUGCCAGAUAUAUACAAACCCAUCAAUAAACAAGUUUGCAAGUAUA